AUGGCUUUAUCAUAUAUUGUAUAUAAUUUAUUUUUAUUCUCCAUUGUACAUUCAAUUCCAAUGCCACCAACUAUAUUAAAUGAACCGAAUUCGGAAAUUAUUUUUGAUUCACGUAUUAACCUUGAAUUACCAUGUUUAGCACAGGGUAAUCCAACUCCGACGUAUUCAUGGACUAAAAAUGGGCAAUUGUAUGGGAUAAAUGCACAAAAUAAUCGUGUUACUAUGUCAAGUGAUUCAGGGACAUUAAGUUUUUUACAACCCGAAAGUCUUGAUCAAGGAUGGUAUCAAUGCAAUGCAACAAAUGAUUUAGGUACUGUAUUAACACGUAAAAUUCAUGUACGUUUAGCUGAACUUGGUGCUUUUCCUACACAAGAUAGACCUUCGAUAAUUCAAGUACGACGUGGUGAUUCAUUAACAAUUCCAUGUAAACCACCAAUUGCUAUACCUGAUCCAGAUGUAUAUUGGACAGAUAAUACGAAUGUAGCUAAUCAAUUUGGUUAUCGUGUAUCAAAUCCACGUAUACAACAAGAUUCUGAAGGAAACCUUUAUUUUCUUAAUGUAAAAGAUGAAGAUGAACAAAAACAAUAUGUAUGUAAUGUUUUUUCACGGAAAUUAAAUAUUAUUCGUCGUGGAGUAAUAACACAAUUAAAAAUUAUUAAAUCCGAUCCAAUUGAUCGUAUGCCAAAAAGAUUAUGGGCAACAGACGCAAAUAAAAUUGUUUUAAAAAGUCAAACAUUAUCAUUAAAAUGUAUUUUCGAUGGUUUACCAACACCCGGUGUUGUAUGGAGAAAAAUAUAUGGUAACCUACCUGAAAAACGUUCAUCAAUUAAUUUAGAAAAACAAGAAUUAAUUAUUACGGAUAUUCAAUAUGAAGAUGCUGGUAUUUAUGAAUGCCGAGGACAUAAUGAAUUGGGUUAUGAUCUUUUUAGUAUAAAUGUUCAAGUUGAAGCUGCUCCAUAUUGGAUAGAAAAACCAGAAGAUAUAAACAUAGGAGAAGGUGAAACAGUUGAUGUAAUUUGUAAUGUAGAUUCUCGACCAAUAGAACAAGAUAUUCAAUGGUUUAUAAAUGGUAUUCCAUUACAAGAUAGACGUAUUCCAUAUAAUCCACGUCGACGUGUUCGAAAAAAUCGAAUGAUUAUACAAAAUGUAACAAAAUCUGAUACAGCAGUUUAUCAAUGCAAUGUUUCUAAUAUACAUGGUUAUGUUUUUACAAAUUUCUUUGUGAAUAUCAUCUCGGGAAAACCAGAAAUUCAACGUGGACCGGAAGCACUUUAUCGUGUUGUGGAAGGAAAAAAUGUCGUUUUACCGUGUGAAUCAUUUGGUAUACCUACGCCUAAGGUCUAUUGGCGUAAACGUGAUCGAAUACUUACUAGUGGGAGAUACUCUGUCUCAAAAGAUGGUAAUUUAACUAUUCGAGAUGUAACAAUAUCUGAUAAUGGAAUUUAUAUUUGUAAUGCAACAAAUAAAUUUGGUUCAGCUGUUCGUAAUACAACAUUAAAUAUUAAAAAGAAAACACGUAUACAAACACGACCAAAUAAUUUAGAAUUACGACGAGGUACAAAUGCUAUAUUUCAAUGUACAGCUACGGCUGAUGAUUCAUUAAAAUCUAAUAUUGAUUGGUAUAAAGAUGGUCAAUUAUUAACUUAUACAGGUCGAUUUAUUAAAGAUAUAACAGAUCCAAAUACAUUAAAAAUUGUUGAUGUACAAUUUGAUGAUGCUGGUUCAUAUAUAUGUCGUGCACAUACAGAAAUUGAUUUUGAUGAAGCAAGUGCAACAUUAAUUGUACAAGAUCGACCAAAUAAACCUAAGAUAACUAAAAUUAAUUGUAAUGGAUCGAUAAAUCAACCAUUUGCUGUUGUUCAAUGGGAAGCAACAGGUGAUAAUUUUGCACGAAUAUUAUAUUAUGAAUUACAAUAUAAUACAUCAUUUCAAAUUAAUGAUUGGAUAUCUGUACCAAUUGAACAACGACGAGAAUCUUUUAACGAAGUUAAAUCACGAGAUGGUUCGAUUAAAUUAGAACCGAAAAUUACAACUUUUAAAACAACACAUCUUCCAUCAAAUCAAUAUAAUUUACUUGUAUCAUUAUCAUGUUGGGCAAAUUAUACGUUUCGUGUUAUUGCUUAUAACCGUGUUGGCGCAAGUGAUCCAAGUCCUAUAUCAGAAUCCAUGUGUACAACAACAACAUGUCGACCAAAAACAAAUCCUCUUGGUGUUAAAGCUUCGGCAACACAAUCUUCACCAUUAUUAAUUGAAUGGGAUAGUAUACCUGCAAUAAAAUGGGGUGCACCAAAAUUUUGGUAUGAAGUUGGUUGGCGUCAAUUGCCAACAGAUAAAAAACCUGACACAUUUUUAACUGAACGAGUAAAUCCACCACAACAUCAAUUUUCUAUACCAAAUCCAGUUUUGAGUAUGCGAUAUGAAUAUUAUGUUAAAGCAGUAAAUCAACAACCAGGAGAAGUCAAUAGUACGGAUGCUAGUGAACCUCCAGUAUAUAAUACCGCUUUUGCUGGUGAUUCAGAUCCAACAUAUGUUCCACGUAAUUUUCGUGUAUUACAUAUGCUUGAUAGUAGAACAAUACAAUUUGCAUGGGAUCCACCAUUACCAGCUGAUGAAGUUAAUAUUCGUGGUGUUAUUAAAGCUUAUCAGAUUGAAAUGUAUCGACUUGAUGAUCCAAAUAAUUCACGUCGUACUGUAUCAGGUAUAUUACCAAAUCAAACUUGGACAACUGUUUAUAAUGCACCACCAAAUGCAGAUGUUGGUGCGACUAUUUGUAUUGAAACAGAACGAUUUUUUGGACCAGAAAGUCCUCCUAUUCAAUUUCCUACACGAGAAGGUCCACCAGGGCCUGUUAUGAAUUUACGUGCUGUACCUUAUACUAGCAAUGGAAUUUUUUUACUUUGGGAUCCACCAGAAGAAACAAAUGGUGUUAUAAUUGGUUAUCAAAUUGAUUAUAAAACUCUUGAAGGUAUUGCUUCUCAACCUGAUAUUGAUCAACCUUCAAUAUUACUUCGUGAUGAUACUCGUCGUAAUUAUAUUCUUGGUAGUCUUAAACCAAAUACAAAAUAUCGUGUUCAAGUACGUGCACGAACAUCAAUUGGUUUAUCAACAAGUCCAUCUAUUAUUGAGCUUACAACAAAUAUUAGUGUUGUUCCAUCAAAACCAACAUUUACAGUCACUUAUCGUGGAACAACAUUCUUUAAUAUUUCCUUUGAUCCCACAACUAUGGCAGUUCCUGGUAGUGUUUAUUAUGUAGAAUAUAAAGAAAAUGAUAAAGAAGGUCAAGCCUUAUUUAAAAAAUCUUAUGUUGUAUCAAAUGAACGAAAUAUUCUUAUUAAUUCACUUGAACCGAGUAAAACAUAUACAACAAUAUUAAUUGCUGGUGAUGGUAUUGAUAGUGAAGUUAAAAGUGAUCCACAAAUGAUUACAACACUUAGCAAGGGUAUGUAUGUUUUCGUUUGA
Molecule: messenger RNA, 3459 nt
Organism: Adineta steineri
Lineage: Eukaryota; Metazoa; Rotifera; Eurotatoria; Adinetida; Adinetidae
Source: the annotation of a GenBank genome assembly